Molecule: messenger RNA, 4887 nt
Organism: Meira miltonrushii
Lineage: Eukaryota; Fungi; Basidiomycota; Exobasidiomycetes; Exobasidiales; Brachybasidiaceae
Exons: 1
Coding region: 61-4809 (1582 amino acids)
Biological process (GO): mitotic DNA replication initiation; lagging strand elongation; leading strand elongation
Cellular component (GO): alpha DNA polymerase:primase complex
Molecular function (GO): DNA-directed DNA polymerase activity; single-stranded DNA binding; pyrimidine nucleotide binding
Source: RefSeq, a predicted model, not a curated record
AUCCUAUUCUAUUCCUCCAUCUUUCUCGAUACAUUGCUCUUUCUGUGAUACAAGGUCACAAUGAGUAGUGCUCGAGUCAAGCGGCAGAACGCUUUAGCCGCUUUGAAGGCAAGACGCGAAGGUGGAACAGGAGCAGGUGUUUCAAAACACAAGAACAAUUCAGGAUCAGGAUCAGAAUCUGAGAAUGACAUUUACGAUGAAGUAUCAGAAGAUGAAUACAAAUCCAUCGUACGCGGAAGAUUGAUGAACGAUGACUUUAUCGAAGACGAUGACGGAUCAGGUUACGUGGAUGACGGACGUGACGAAUGGAAUCAACAUUCCCAUCAACAUGGUGAAGAUGAUGAAGAUAGCGAAGAUGAAAAUGAUUAUUAUGAACGUACAGGACGCAAGAAGAAGAAAAAGAAGCGUGGAACAGCAACAGCCAAGAAAGAUCGUUUACCAGCAACCAAUCAAGCUGGAAUGCCGUCCAUGUAUGCAAAACGAAAUGAUGGAGGCGUACCACUAGCACAUUCACGCAUUGCCAAUACAACGAUCGAUGCAUAUAGACCUGCUGUCAAGGCUGAAAAGGAAGACGAUUUCAUGAAACGUCUUAUGGGCGGAUUAGGUGACAGCGAUAGUCCUGACUUUGACAGUCCUACACCAAAGAAUCGCUUCUCAGCCGCUGCUCCUGAGAUCCGUAAACGCAAACAGGAAGUCGAGGCCCCUUCAUUCACACGCUUACGUCACAGCCCUAUGAGUCCACCAAGCAGCGAUCCGUUGGAUCCACCAUCAGAUGGUCUUCAACCUGACGUGCACAUCACUGGCAGCGAUACACCUCCAUGGUCUCGCGGCAAGAAUGAUAUGAGCGAUGACGGCGAUAUACCCACUGCAAAGAGAGUGCGCUCAGCUUCGAAGAAGAUCGGAAGUAUGGGCAUUCAAGAUGAAAAGGAGCAAGAUUCACAUCACAGAAGAUCUAGAUCACAAUCUCGAAUCGAUCCUGACUUACUGGCUGCCCUUGAUGAUGACAUCGAUAUGGAUGACGAUGAAGCCGAACUGGGACUCUCUAUUCGUGCACCAAAUGCAGCAACAUCGUCUAACGGUCACACAGUUCGCGUCAAUGCAAGCAGUGUUCGCUCAAAGCCAGCUGAGCCAACGCCCAUCAAAGUGAAAGAAGAACAAGAAGAAGUGAAGCCGCUCGUGUCCACAUCACCUUCAUCAGCUGAACCAUCCAAGCCUGUCGCAGUGCUCAAAGAUACUUGGAAAUCAAUUGGUGCCAAGUUGGCAAAUGUGGAAGAUGCAUCUGCAAGUCCUGCUGAUGCCAAGACCGGUGCAUCUUCUCUUUCGUCUACCUCCAAAGUCAGCCCAUACGAGCCUGAUGGUCGUCAUGUGCGAUUCUUCUGGACUGAUUAUACAGAACAACAAGGUAUAAUCUACUUGAUUGGUAAAGUGAAAGACCAAAAGAGCGGCAAAUUUGUUAGUGCUUGUCUUCAAGUCGAGGGUGUUGAGCGUUGUGUAUACCUCUUACCCAAAGAAGGUCAAACAGAAGAUGAUCUAUACGAUGAAUUUGACGAGAUUCGCAGCAGGCACGGAAUCAAGUCCUUCUUGUCCAAAUGGGUACCUCGCAAGUACGCAUUCGAAAUUCCAGAUGUUCCAGCAGAAGGUAAUUAUCUCAAGGUGAAAUACGGUUUCGAUGAACCACAAUUGCCUUUGGACUUGAAAGGCAGGACAUUUUCACGGGUCUUCGGUGCAAACACAAGUGCAUUUGAACUUUUCGUCGUCAAACGUCGUAUCAUGGGUCCUUGUUGGCUUGACGUUGAAAGUGUGGAUAUCCGUGAUGCAGGCUCUACUCCUUUGAGCUGGUGCAAGAUCGAAUUGAGCGUUGAUGAUGCAAAGUUUGUCAAGCCAUUUGCUGAUACAGACCAGAACGCACCUAGAGAAGUACCACCACUAACCGUGAUGAGCUUGUCAAUCAGGACUGUGGUCAAUCACAAGGAGAAUAAACGUGAAAUUGUCGCAGCAGCGGCAAGGACAUGGAAGGAUGUUCAAAUCGAAGAUCCCACUCCACCGGAGGAUAUGCAAAGCAGUCUCUUCUCUGUCGUACGACCGUUGGGAGAUCAGUUCCCACCAAACUUUGAACGUGAGGCAAAGGCAGGCAAGACAAAGAUUCUGACUGUGAAGUAUGAACGCAUGCUGUUAAACACUUUACUUGCCCAAAUUCAACAACAGGAUCCGGAUGUGAUUGUGGGUCACGAAUUCAGUGGUGUCACUCUUGAUAUCCUACUUCAUAGAAUGCGUGAUUUGCGCGCAGAUCAUUGGAGCCGAAUUGGUAGAUUGCGAAGACAGAAGAUGCCAACGCUCAAACAGGGUUUUAAUCUGCGUAACGCUUCUGGUCGACUGAUCUGCGACUUGGCAAGUGAUACAGCAAAGGGUAUGAUCACGUCCACAACUUGGUCUUUAACAGAAAUGUGUGCAAGUCACUUGAAAGUUCAACGAGAGGACAUUGAUCCGGAUGAUACAGCUUCUUUCUUUGAUUCAUUGGCUCCUUCCCCGGAAAGAUUGAUCAGCUUUGUUCGUCAUAACGAAGUGGAUGCCUUUUUCCAAAUGGCAUUGGCAUCCAAAGUGCAAAUUCUUGGAUUGACGAAACAAUUGACAAAUUUGGCAGGUAAUUCUUGGUCAAGAACUUUGAACGGUGGUCGUGCAGAACGAAACGAAUUCAUUUUAUUGCACGAAUUCCAUCGACAGAAAUACAUUUGCCCCGAUAAGCUUAACAAAAGUGAAAGGGAACAACUUGCACGUCAACAACAAUUGCAACAACAGCAAGAGGAGGAAGAAGAAGGAGAAGGCAAAGGUGCAGUAGUCAAAAAAGACAAAUACAAGGGUGGUCUUGUCUUUGAUCCCAAGAAAGGUCUUUGGGACAAGUAUAUCCUUGUGAUGGACUUCAAUUCCCUGUACCCUUCCUUGAUUCAAGAGUUCAACAUCGAUUUCACCACCGUGGACAGGAAAGACUGCAAUGAACGUCCUGAUGAUGUGGAUAAGAUGCCAGAAAUCCCUUCGAGUGAUGUCAGUCAAGGUGUUUUGCCAAGAUUGAUUUCCACUUUGGUGCAAAGAAGACGACAAGUGAAAGGAUUGAUGAAAGACCGAAAUGCAAGUGCAGCAAAGCAAUUGCAGUGGAACAUCAAACAACUUGCCUUGAAGCUGACUGCAAAUUCCAUGUAUGGUUGUUUGGGUUUCGAAGGAAGUCGUUUCUUCGCUCGUCCAUUGGCAGCUUUGACCACAUUCAAGGGCAGAGAAGUCUUGACAGCCACGAAAGAAUUGGCCGAAAGCCUGGGACUCGACGUUAUCUAUGGUGACACAGAUAGUGUUAUGAUCAAUACAAACGUCUUGGACUUGGACGAAGCAAAGCGAAUUGGUAAUGAUUUCAAAAAGGCGGUGAACGAACGUUAUCGUCUAUUGGAAAUCGACACUGAUGCUGUAUUUGAGCGUAUGUUACUGUUACAAAAGAAGAAGUAUGCUGCCAUGAAGGUUGAAGAUGAUGGCAAACGCAUCACCGAAAUCAAAGGUCUGGAUAUGAAGAGACGUGAAUACUGUGCAUUGUCCAAGAAUGUUUCAAAUUACGUACUGGAGCAGAUCCUCUCAGGUCAGGCAACAGAAUCUGUUGUUGAACAAAUUCACGAAUAUCUUGAAACAGUUGCUCAGAAUAUGGAUAACGUUGCGUUGGAUGACUUUAUCAUCUACAAGAGAUUGUCCAAAAAGGUGGAAGAAUACAAUGAACAGUCGGCCAAGUCAUUGCCACACGUCCAAGUUGCGAAACGGAUGCAAGCUAAAGGUAUCACUGUCCGAAUGGGAGAUGUGAUCCCAUACAUCUUCUGCACAUCAGAAGAAGGCACGAGCUCCAAGACAGCUCAAGCUGAACGUGCAUACCAUCCUGACGAUCUCCGAAGGAAGGAUUCCGACUUGAAGGUAGACAUGCAGCAUUACCUUUCACUGCAAAUCCUUCCGCCUGUCGAACGUCUGUGUGAUUCAAUCGUGGGAACAGAUCGAAGCAGACUUGCAGAGCAUUUAGGUUUGGAUGCUUCCAAGUAUCAAUCCGUUUCGCUUCAUUCAUCUGCAGAUGAUCGACAAUUCGUCACGCUUGAUAGUCAAACCCCUGACGGAAUUCGAUUUGCUCAAUGUGAACCUUUGUUGAUCAAUUGUCCGGGAUGCAAUCAAAGCGUCAAAUUUUUGGGUAUUCCUGGCCUGAUGCAAUCAAGCAAACCUGGUGACAAGGAAGCAUCUGAUGCUUCUCAUUCUUUGACACCAAUGGGAAUUGCAUGCCCACAGUGUGAACGCCAAUGGGGCAUGGCAUACCUAGCCGUUCAGCUUGAAACGACAAUUAGACGUUAUAUCGGUCAAUAUUAUCAAUUCUGGAACGUGUGCACAGAAUCAAGUUGUGCCACUGCCACACGUUUACAAGGUAUUUCUGCAAAGCGUUGCUUAGUAUCCGGCUGUCACGGAAAGGUGAUGGUACAAUACGGCGAUAAAGCUUUGUAUGAUCAAUUGUGUUACUUUGAAUCUUUGUUCGACGGAGAAAAGGCAUUGAGUAAAGCUCGAACAAUCUUACAAAACGCAAUGACUGGAAAUGACGAAAAAGAAGAUCACAAGAAUCCAAUCGCCGUCAAUGCAUCAAAGCAGAUUGAGUUGAUCCAAAGUCGUUGGUUGAUCGGAAGUCCAACAAGAAAUGCUUUGCAGACUCUGCUUGGCUGUGUGACAAAGUAUACUGCCCAAUCAGGUAGAAGAUUUGUCGCACUUGAAAAUCUAUUUGGCUGGAUGAAGGUCAAUAGUCAGUCUUAAACUUUUAUGUCAUUCUUAUAUGCAUUAUAUCAUAUCACUUUCUUAGGAAGUUCUGUAUUCAUGUCUCUCAAUUUUGCA